AUGGCACCAAAGCUUCCAACCCGUAAACUCGGUAAGAAUGGCCCAGAAGUCACCCGCCUCGGCUUUGGCCUCAUGGGUCUGAGCGCAUUCUAUGGUCCAAUCAAGUCUGACGAGGAGCGUUUUGCCAUCCUCGACCAUGCGUACGAGGCAGGUGAACUCUUCUGGGAUACGGCCGACAUGUACGGAGACAACGAAGAUCUCCUUGGUAAAUGGUUCAAGAAGAACCCGGGAAAGAGAGAAAACAUCUUCCUCGCUACAAAAUUCGCCAACUAUGUCGAUCCAGUGACUCAAGAACGAAGCGUCCGAAAUCAACCAGACUAUAUCCGAUCUUCCGUCGACAAGUCCCUCAGUAGAUUGGGAAUUGAUCAUAUUGACCUGUACUACGUUCAUCGACUCCAGGAGGAUCAGCCAAUCGAGAUCACGGUCGGAGUCUUGAAGGAGCUGCAGCAAGCUGGCAAGAUCAAGUACAUUGGUUUGAGUGAGAUGAGUGCCGAUAGCUUGAGGAGAGCAGAGAAGGUUGUGCAUAUCGAUGCUGCCCAAGUCGAAUACAGUCCCUUCUCCCUCGAAAUCGAAGAUCCUCAAAUCGACGUCCUGAAGGCCGCUCGUGAGACAGGCACUGCCAUUGUUGCUUAUUCACCUCUCGGCCGAGGCUUCCUGACCGGAUCUUUGAAAUCCCCUGCCGACUUUGAGGAUGGAGAUUUCCGACAAUAUGCUCCCCGUUUCAGUGCAGAAAACUUCCCAAAGAACCUGAAAUUGGUGGACGAGUUCAGGGCGUUGGCUGAUCAGAAGAGUAUCACACCCGGGCAACUCAUUCUUGCCUGGCUGUUAUCCCAGGGCGAUGAUGUCUUUCCAAUCCCCGGUACAACCAAAAUCAAGAAUUUUGACGAAAAUAUUGGGUCUCUCAAGGUUGAAAUCUCCAAAGACGACGAUGCAAAGAUUCGCAAAGCCAUUUCUGAGGUGGACGUUGGUGGUGGUCGUUAUCCAGAAGCAUUUGCACGCUUUUGUUAUGUAGACACAGUACCUUUGAAGGCAUGA
Molecule: messenger RNA, 1035 nt
Organism: Exophiala bonariae
Lineage: Eukaryota; Fungi; Ascomycota; Eurotiomycetes; Chaetothyriales; Herpotrichiellaceae
Exons: 2
Coding region: 1-1035 (344 amino acids)
Cellular component (GO): cytoplasm
Source: RefSeq, a predicted model, not a curated record